Molecule: messenger RNA, 10659 nt
Organism: Nasonia vitripennis (jewel wasp)
Lineage: Eukaryota; Metazoa; Arthropoda; Insecta; Hymenoptera; Pteromalidae
Gene: pum
Product: maternal protein pumilio
Exons: 15
Coding region: 1388-4618 (1076 amino acids)
Biological process (GO): post-transcriptional regulation of gene expression
Cellular component (GO): nucleus; cytoplasm
Molecular function (GO): mRNA 3'-UTR binding
Source: RefSeq, a predicted model, not a curated record
UCUUUGUUUCGGCGUGCGAGAGAACAGUAGCAGCAGCAGCAGAGAGAGAGCAGUCUCCAUCGCGGUGUGUGCGCUGCAGAGAGGCACCCGGCUAACGAAAAUUUGCCGCUCGACGACGCGCAUCGUCGUGUCCCUGUAAAUAUACACGCUUUUCGAGAGGACACAGCCAUCGGCGGGGAAAAACAUCGCACCGCACGCGAGAGGAGCAUCAGCCGACGUAUAGGACAAGGCCCUCCCUCUCGUUCAUCUCUCUCUCUCUCUCUCUCUCUCUCUCUCUCUCUCUCUCUCGCGCGCUAUCACGUCGGUGUGUGUGUGUGUGUGUGUACAAAUCUACACAUCAGCGCGACGUACAAGCCCUGCAGGACCAGGCGAGCGAAGAGUAACGACAGCGUCGUUGUCGAGAAGAUACGCUACGCGCUCUAACAGAGGACGGAAGUAUAUCCAGUGCUGUAUAUAAUAUAUAUAUAUAUAUACGUGUGUGUGUGUGUUGCGGACGACGUCGGCGCCGGAGACGCAGCAGCAGCAGAGCGGAGUGGAGUAGAAGGGGAGCACAGUCGGCUUGCGAAUUCGACGGAAGAUAGAGCGCGCGCGAGCUAGCGCCCGUGAACGAACGAGAGAGAGAGAGAGGAAAAGCCGCAGCAGAAGAGGGGCGCUCUCUCUCAGGAAAUAACCUCGAAAAUUCGCCUGCGUGUUUUGGCGGCCUCUUAACACUGUCAUCAACGCGCGCCGCUGUAUCGGGUAUAUACUGCACACAUCGACGGCUGGAACGAGAAGAAGAAGAAGAAGAAAAAGAGAUAUAUACAGCAGUGCGGCGGAGCUCUUCCAGCACACAUACACACACACACACAGUGCCGGCUGCUUCGACCAAAGCGCCCCUGGUGGCGGCGACUUCGUCUCUCUCUGUUUUUCGCCGCCGUACAGCCGCUCUCCCUGUCAUUUGCGAUAACGAUUUUUCUGCCGGAGAGUCGUUUCUUUCUGUCUCUCUCUCUCUCUCUCGCCGCGGCUCUCCUCGAAUGUUUUGCCGCCGCCGGCGGCGCGACCAAGUGAGCCUCUCCGGAGCAGUGUGUAACGUAGCGACGACUGUAUAGAUCGAGUAGAAUCAGUGCUUCGUUUCGGUCAGUGCUGAGUGCUUGUAUGUAUAUAGUAUAAGGGUGAGAAGAAGAAGAAUAAGCAAGAUCAUCGACUGCUCGGUCGGUCAGAGUUCUCUCGUGCAACGAGAGGGUUAAAGACUGCAGAAGAGGAUCACAGUUGUUGUUUUUCGUGAAUUGUGCUGUCGUCGCGACUGUGCACAGUCGGGACGACCCAGGGCGGUCCAAGGGUGAAUUUCGAGGAGGUGACGCGACUGGAGAGAGCAUUGGAGACGGUGGAGAGUUACACAGGCGGCUGGAUGAAGCCGCCGGGGGACCUUUUUCUCUACUGCGACAUGAAAGACCUGGGAGCUGACAUGAUCGCUCCCUCGGCAAAAAAGUUAUGGGGCGUCGACGAGGGCGGCUCCAAGGACGAAGGUGGUGUAAAAGGCGGUGGGAUACUCCACCUGGGCGACCAGAUGUGGCGGGACUCAACGUGGAGCACCUCUGAUCACGCAGUUUCACAACCGAUUUCAAUGGGCACCGGAAGGCGAGUCGGUGUCGGCAGCGGAUUUCAUCAGACGACAGAAGUCGGAACCGUUCUCAGUCCCAGAAGCAGCGAAACUGGCGGACUCGGAGUUAAAAUGGUCGAAUACGUGCUGGGUUCGAGUCCUACGACCCCGAAAGAAUUGGAGCCGCGAAUGGUGUCCCUCAGAUUGAACGACACAGAUAAGAAGGACAAGGAUAAAGGCACAGCUAGCCCCUUUGAUAGCUCAAAGGACGACACUGGUCCCCAAGGAAACGGACUGUCUUCUCAAAAUGGUCUCGACGAUGACAAAGGAUUCAAUCGCACACCGGGCAGCAGGCAACCAUCGCCCGGCGAGGAGGAAUUCCAGAAGAAUGCGACACUCGCGGUGAGCACCGGUGCCGGCGGCGUCGUUCUGUUGAAACCCGGCGUCGACGUGAUGGGCGGAGGCGAGGAGCACUUCAUGACCGCGUUUGCUCCGGCACCGCCUCACCACCUCCAGCAUCAUCAGGCCCCACCGACUCAUCAUCUGCCACAUCUACCAUCUCACGCCGCUCAGCUGUUCGGUGCUCAGGGUCCACCGCAGGGACCGCCGCCGUCUCAGCAGCAGCAACAGCAACAACAACAGCAAGGACCGCCGCAACCGCAAGACACAACCGGACACUUCGACGUACAGCAACUGUUCCGGAGCCAAGCGCAGGGCGCGACUCCCCAGCAGCUCCAGCUUCUCCAGCAGCAACAACAGCAGCAACAGCAACAGCAGCAGUACCUGGCAGCCUCGCAGGCUCAGCAGCAGCAGCAGCAAGCGGCGGCUCAACAGCAGCAGAACUUCCCGGCGACGCCGUACACCGUAAUCGGAGGCCAGGAGCCUUACGUCGGUCUCAUCACCGGUGCCCCACCUGUGGUACCCCAGUACUACGGGCCAUGGGUCUACCCAGCUGGACUUUUGCCACAGGCACCGCCACAAGCUGCAGCUCCACCACCGCCGAGACGACCUCUCACGCCGUCGUCCGCUGCCGCGGCUGCCGUUGCUCAGGACACCGCCAACAAUCUCGCGCAAACGGUUCAAGGCCAGUACCAGGUGAUCCCGGCGUACUACGACCAGAACGGCUCGAUCGUGAUGGGCGGCGUGCGGGGCUUGGGCUCCGCGGCGACGCCGAUGCGCCUCGUCAGCCCGGCCCAGGUCCUCGUCAACAGGGCACCAUCCCAGCCACCACCGGGACCACAGGCUCCACCGCCACCGAGUCUCUACAGCCAGGCUACCCCGACGUCGCACAGCAACGCUACUCCCGGCGAGUGCUUGGGUCUGGCGGCGUGCAGUGCAGCUGCCGUGGUUGCUCAAGCUCAGGCGGUCGCCGUACAGCAGGCCCAGCAGCAGGGCUCAGGAUUGGCCGCCGGCUUAGCGGCCCUGGGCUAUGGCGGCUCUCCGCUCGGAGCUCUUGGCUCGCCAGCCCAACUACAGAGCACAGGUUUGGGUCUUGGAGCAUCGUCCACUGGUAGGAGGGAUUCCUUCGAUAGAAACACUUCUGCAUUUAGUCCCAGCUUAGAAUACAACAGAGGAAAAUGGCCGCAGAGUUACGGCGCUCUUGAAUUUCCAAUGAACGCAGGCACCGUGACCGCGUCGCCGAGUCCUUUGGGCCUGUCUCUGACGCCGCCGCCAUCCAUCGGUGGUUCGCUCGGCGGACUCGUCGGUGGCGCGAAUCGCGUGUCAGCUGCUCCAGGAGCCGAAGCCAAAUUCCGCACCAACGCCGUACCCACCGCUCUCACGACCAACGGCGUAUUUGGAUCGAGCAGCUCGCUGUUCCCGAAUCUCGUCGGCAAGCCAGGACGAGGCGGUGCUGCUGGAGUCGGCGGUGACAAGACCACCGGCGGUAGAUCUCGACUCCUCGAGGAUUUCAGAAACAACAGAUUCCCGAGUCUACAGCUACGCGACUUGGCCAACCACAUAGUCGAGUUCAGUCAGGAUCAACAUGGAUCUCGUUUCAUUCAGCAAAAACUGGAGCGCGCCUCGCCCAACGAGAAACAGCUCGUGUUCCAGGAGAUCCUUGCCUCGGCUUACUCUCUCAUGACCGACGUCUUUGGCAAUUACGUAAUACAGAAGUUCUUCGAGUUCGGUACACCUGAACAGAAGUCGACUCUUGCCCAGAAGGUACGUGGACACGUUUUACCGCUGGCCCUCCAAAUGUACGGCUGCCGAGUGAUUCAGAAAGCUUUGGAGUCAAUCGGACCGGAACAGCAGCAGGAAAUCGUACGCGAGCUGGAUGGUCACGUACUAAAGUGCGUGAAGGAUCAGAAUGGAAAUCACGUCGUGCAGAAAUGCAUCGAAUGCGUGGAACCGCGGGCUUUGCAAUUUGUCAUCGGCGCCUUUGCCGGCCAGGUUCAUUCUCUGAGCACCCAUCCAUACGGCUGCAGGGUAAUUCAGCGCAUUUUGGAGCACUGCACGCCCGAGCAGACGCAGGGAAUCCUGCAAGAGUUGCACGCUGCCACCGAUCAGCUAAUACAGGAUCAAUACGGCAACUACGUUAUUCAACACGUUCUCGAACACGGCAAGCCAGAGGACAAGGCUCAGCUAAUCAACAGCGUUCGAGGAAAGGUGUUAGCUCUCUCCCAGCAUAAAUUUGCCAGUAACGUCGUUGAGAAGUGUGUGACCCACGCGACCAGACAAGAACGAGCUGUACUCAUUGAGGAGGUUUGCGGCUUUAACGACAGUGCAUUGAACGUCAUGAUGAAGGACCAAUACGCCAAUUACGUCGUGCAGAAGAUGAUCGACGUGGCAGAGCCAGCGCAGCGCAAAAUACUGAUGCACAAGAUUCGACCACACUUGGCUGGCCUUCGCAAAUACACUUACGGCAAGCACAUCAUCGUGAAGCUCGAGAAGUUCUUCAUGAAGACCGCCAACGCAAUGGUGGGGGCAGCACCUGCCAGUGGCACAACCGGCGCGAGCGAUCUCGGUCCCAUCGGACCGCCUGCAUCUACUGCUGGAUCCGUCACAACUUCGUCUCAACAAUCAACACAGGUUUUAUAAAAGAAAGGCUACAAACGACCACAGGGUCGAUCGCUCCAACCGCGAGCCAAGAUCUAUGAUUAAAAUGACUAUCCAAAACAGUUAACUUGAUGCUGACGCUUCCAUUCAGGAGUUUUUAUGGGCGAAAAUUUAAACUGCGAAUAGAUUGUACGGAGGUUUUUAUUAGGGAUCCGAAGCGAUGCUUGACAAAGCUUUUUCAUUGAAUUUUUACUAGGAACAAGAGAAAGAGAGGUAAAGGGAGGAAGAUGCAUUUUCUCAGAUUAUACGUGUCAGGAGCGUCAGCACAAGUUUUGAGGCUUUAGUAAUCAGUUUAUAUAGAAUUGUGGUUCAAGGUGGACGUAGGCACUGCUUAACGUGCAUGGGAACCUUGAUAUAUUAUUGAAACUUAGUUUGUGAUGUUUUCAUAUAUGUAGGAUUUUGAAUCAGGCGAUACGUACGCGAUAAAAAUUGUUCGUUGUUUAUCUUAUAAAAACGUUAAAAUUCACGAUACACUUGUAUCCUUGGAAGAUUUUAACUUUAAGUUAUGCAGAUAACAACGACUUAUCAAUACGAUGUCGGCAUUUCAAAAGAAAUAAAAAAGAUAUGCAGGUUUAACAUCUCGGACAAACCGAUGAGAUGAAUUCACGAGUUUCCUCGAAGAUUAGACCACGAGGUUAGAGUAAUAGGAUCGAUGGGAAAUAACGAUGGCAAACACUGAAAAUCGUUGCCUCAAUUAAAUGAUAUCUAACAGCUAGAAUAGAUCAUAGUGCUGCAUGCAUUUAUCGUUGUAUGAUGAUCGACAUAUGAUGUACGUUCCGUAUGUGAAAUGUCCUGCUUCAGUAGCAGAAUUUUUACGUACAGUUUCCGCAAAUAGAGCAAAUUUGGUACAGAUUGAAAGUGCCGAAUACUAUUAACCAGUCAUUGUGCAUUCGUUUCUUAAUUUCGUGAUUAUCAUUUACUCGAACCUUUGAGAACGCAGCUAGCAGGGUUGCUUUUUCUUUUUUUUUUUUUUUAGAUCUUCUUCAGUUGACCAGUUUUUUAAAGAUCGGAAUGUAAUAUCUGGUUUUCAUUGUUCAUGAUAAGUUAAUGGUAUUUGGUAGCUUGAAAAUUCGAGUAUAGUGUUUGACAUGGGAGCAAAGUCGAGAACAGUCCCAAUCCGACUGCAAAUUUACCCUAAGGCAUAUUGCGUUGAAACAGUUUGUACCAAUCGAUUUUCAUUCAUUUUCAAGCAAGGAAAUGCUACGUAAGUGGUGUACACAAAUCUGGAAGUGAAGGCAUUUUUUUCGUUGACAAGACUUGUAUGUACCUCCCAAUAUCUGCAUAAAAUGCAAGUUGAGGUACUGUAUAGACGUGGUACGCUUUGACUGUGCUUACCAGACAGGUCGACCUGAAAAUAAUAAACGGGAAAUCCUCGGUGAAAAUGAUGAGAAAAGCCAACAAGUAGGCGGGACAACAAGAUUCAGUAAAAGUUCUCCUUGAUUUUAUACGCGCUCGAGUGAGAACCGCAAGAAAGCAUUUUUUUACAUGAGCAACGUCCCUGCCGUUUUUUCAGUUAAUUUUAUCCUAUUAAAAAGAAGCCCUCGAAUUUUGUAAAUUGUGAUAUAAAUAAUAAAAUGUGUAUAGAAACGACGUGACCCCCUCACACCAAUCGCGAGGAACCGCAAAUUCAACGGUUAUUUUAUUUUCCACGAAAAAAAUUAUAAUAAAAUCCCCUACCUUCUUUUUUAACGGACUCUGUGAAUAUUGUGUAUUAUAAUAAUUACUAAUUACUUAAAUUUAUAAAAUAUGAGUUACGUUUCGAUACAGCUGCCCGAACCUAAUUAUUAAACGUACCCGUAUGAUUUGUCCAUUCGGUACUCAUCUCACUUGAGAAUUGUAAAAUAUGAACUUUCGGAAAAUGAAAAUAAUAGUGACCGGUAACCAAUUUUUACAAACUUCUCGAAUAAUCACACGGCCACCGUUCGUGGCACGUUCGAACGUGUUUGAACUCAAUUGUAUAUUGUACAAAUGGUAAAAAGUUUUUUUUUUAAAUCAGCAAAUCAAGCCCGCACAAUGCGCGUGUAAAUUAGCCCCUCCGUGCAUAAAACGCCCCUCUCGUCCCACCAUAUUCACUCGCAAAUUGCAAGGCCGUUUUCGUUGUAUUAUAAUCGACGACUACCGACAGAUCUAUAGAAAAGAAGCACUCUCCAUGAAAUUUUUCCGCCGUUUUACGAUUUGCUCACUUUGUUCAUACUUGCUUUAAUCACUUUCGGUUUACUGAGUUGUUUCGUUCUCUUAAAUCAUAAGAUGUGAUUAAUCAAUUUCUGUGCAAUUUUUAAGAGAAAAAACAAGUAAAAGCCCUCCGGAAGAGGCUGAGAGUAAUAUCGAGUUGCACCCCCCCCCCCUGUACAAUGUAUAAUAUUUUGUUAAUGUAGGUGUUAUAUAAACAAAAGUUAAUACGGUGUCAAGCAACUCGAGUAAACAAAAAAAUGUCCGUUGUGAUUCUGUACAAAAUAAACGAGAUGAAAAAGAGGAAAGGAAAGAAUGAAGAAGAGGAAUGUAGCAGCUUUCUUUGUAAGAUAUUGUAAAUAACGAUUUAUUAAACAAAUUGACAAAUUCCUAGGUACCUUUUCUCUCUCUUACUCUUUCUUCGCACGAGAAUUACUUAUUUGUAAGGCGAUAAAUAAAUAGCGCGGUAAAAAAGAACGGACGCGAAAAGCAGUAAGUUAUACGACAAGUACGUACUUACGCGUAUAAUCUUCCGACGGCAAUUUAUGGUUUCUUUUAGACUAAGUUCUUUGUAAGACAAGACUUGUAUCUAAGUUUUUCGGGAAAAUUUCAAUGGAGACUGCACUUUUCGAACUUAUAUGCAAAAAAGCGCCUGGGCGCUCAAAAGGGGAAAGGUGAAAGAAAACCUAAUUAACAUUGCACCGACUGCCGAACAGACAGACAUUCCAACUCUGAAGAGAAUACAUAAAAUAAAAAAGUAAAAAUGAAUUAAAGAAUCAUUUUCAGUUGUCAGGAUAUUUAAUAGAGGAAGGCAAUUUAUUUCUAUAAAUAACGGCUUUGUGAACAUAUUACGAAUAAUGUUUAAGGAAUGACGAUAAUAGUUCCUUCAUCUGUGUAAAUCGCGCGUCAUUUGUAAAUUAAAGAGCAGAGUAACCACGCAUCAUUUGUAAUAGAAAUCAUCUCAUACUCGUCGACGGAUUUGCGACUAAGCGAAACUAAGCGAGUUUAAACAAGCAAAGCGAAAGGAGCGUUAAUUAAAUCAGAGAAGAAAAACUGUACGAAGAUUAAUCGAAUGCAAAAUCUCUCUCAUGUCUUAACUACUAGAAUUUAUAAAUUUAUUACUAUCAUUAUCAUUAUUAUUAUUAUUGCAUUAUAUUACUAUUAUUAUUAAUAUUAUUUUUAUUAUUAUCGCUAUAUACUACAAUUACUUAUACAUAUUGUUUGAUUAAUGCCUCCCUCUUUAUUAUUGAUUAUCGCUAAUACUAAUCGCUAAGCAUACUAUAUUAUACAUACACACAUAUAUAAACAAAAUAUAUAUACACGUAAGCAAGCCAGUAUAUAAAAGGAAAAAACUUUAUAAAUAUGGUAUAGAGGAACUCUUUGACAGGAGCGCAAAUAUAACAAUCAACUUCUUUUCUCUCUUUUAAAUCUAAAUAUUCAAGCUUUAGUACAAUUAUGCUAUGUCUACGUCAAAUAUUUAAAGAAAAAAAAUUCACGAUGAAAUUCUUGUCCAUUUUUAAUUAUACAUAGUGUACAUUUUUUAUAUAGCACGUGAGAUUAAAUUAACAGCGCGUCAAUGCUGUGCGAAAGACGUAGCACGUAGCUGUGUAUGUAAAAAAAAAAAACAAAGAAAAAAGAAGUUUGAAUAACAUUUUCACAUCCAUUGUCUUUCUAUGAUUCCGAGCGAAAAUCGUUUUUAUUUUCUAUUCCAUUUAUACUUUACUGGCCUGGUUGCGCGUUGGGGAAUUUCGAUGAGUCGAAAAGCUGCGAGUUUGAAUGUGCCGCGAAAUUUUUUCAUCUAGACAGUUUGUCUCGUUACCUCGUACUUUUUUACUCUUGUUCAUACUUCAGACUAUGUUUUCUUCUAAUUGUCGUUUGUGUUCCUUAACAGUUUCGUUCGACAUUUUACUAAAAAAUAGAACAUGCAGUUGAUUAAUAAUUUUACUCUGAUAUUGUUUUUUUUUUAUUUUAAUUUUGAAAUAAAAAAUGUCGAGGAUAAAAGUACGCUGUGACGAUGCGAAGGAAUGGUUAAUUAUUUAACGCCUUUGAUACAGCAAUGUUGAUUUGUAUAGAUAUCGUUAUGGCGUUUAAAUGAUAAACCUCUUUGGGACGCUGCUCCUUUGAUUAUAAUAAACGGUACGAAAUUCAUAACGUCGUUGAAGUUUAAAAAAUCCUUUGUUUUUCUACUACCGUAAGUUUGCAGUACGAUCAGUAUAUUACGAAUUUCGCCGAUCGUUGUUGAUAUGAUAAAGGUGAAUUCGAUGCACUAUCCCGAAAUUCCGUUUUCAUACCGAAAGAGUAGCGAUAGCGUUUUUAAUCUCUCUAAAUCUGCAUUAGGCGCAUGGAUCUUGCGAGUCUUAAGGAGGUUAAGGUGAGAAAAGGCUCUUACAACAUAAUGAAAGAAAAAUGAAUAAGUAACCCUAUAAAUAUUGAUUAUAUAUAUAUAUAUAAAUAUAUAUAAAUAUAUAUAUAUACCUGUAUAUGUAUACCUAAAUCUUACACCUAAUCGGUAUGACGAUAUGUAUGUAAUAAGUAAUAUUUAAAUAUUGUAACAAUUGUAUAUGAUUUUAUUACUACACGCUGAUUGUAUUAUAUAUUUGAAAGAUCUGCGACCUCCCACUUGUAGAACUUACUAAGUAAUUAACGAAAAUACACGGUUAACACAAGCUCAUGAACACACUUACACAAAUACACGAACAACAUCAACACUGAUUUUCAUGUGCACAUGCGAAAUGCAAUAGACACGGCAUACACGUAGACCCACCGGAUUUCAACUGCCAUGGCACUGGUGCAAACAAAAUGGAAAAAAAAUUAUAUACAUUAAAGUAAGAAAACAAAUAAAAGAAUAAAAAUAUGAAACAAUGAGCGGUUUGUCAAUCGUUCUAAUGUAUGGGCAGGAAAGAGGGUAAACAAAUGGAAGAAAAGCGAAGUGGAACUUUGUGUAAUCGAACCGAGCAUAUUGUAAAUCAGAAAUAAAUCGACUAACAUCCAUUCGGGAAUGGUGCGCCCUGAUAUUAAAGACUGAUGUACAGUAGCGCGCUAUUCUCCCCUUUUAAGUCUCAUCUUCCCCGAGCACACACACACGCAUUGACCUAUGCAGGCGUAAAGGCAACACUUGUACACUCGCACACCCACACACACACACAAAUACACAUGCAAAUAUAAAACUACACCUACACGUUCAUAACACACACAACAUUGAAACUCUUUUUAUCUUGAUACCGAUUUAACGGGCUGAUCGUAAGCGCGAAUGCAUGUGCAUCGCUAUACGCAAAGAUAAGAUCUAGAACUCGACGAAAUCCCGAUUUGUACUUGUUACGAGGAUUUUCAAAUUUUUCACUGAUCAGCGUUCGAAAAAAAUUUCAAUUCAUAUAAGAGUUAUAUUGUACGCUCGAGAGAAGCAGUGCAAAAUCGGGCGAUUUCGUCGAAACGUAUGCUACUAGUGCGAUUGGCAAAAACAAAAAAUGUAAAGCGUGAUCACAAUGUUAAAGAAUCGCUUACACGCGUUGUGAUCAUGUAAAUGGUGAACUUUUUGUAUGUAAACGCCGGCUCGCAUUUUGCUGUGCGCCAUCGAACACAUAUGGGCAACGUGUCAAGCGCUAAAAUGAACAAGCAGAAAAAUUGUCAGACCGAAAAUUGAUUGUGAGAAAGAGGUUUCAAGUUUUUCUUUUUUCCGUAUAUGAAAAUACCUUCGCUCGUAAGAUCGUUCUUAAUAAACGUGUGUAUAUAUGCAUAAAACUAUAGAAAAGACUCCGCCACGUAGCGCGAGCGUGAGUUGCGUUUUUUUCACUGUAUGUCAUUUCACGAAAAAAAUUUCCGAGAAAAAUAAUAAAGCUACAAAAAAUAUAUCGAUA